Carlito syrichta (Philippine tarsier) is the source of this 1953-nucleotide messenger RNA. RefSeq names its product lipopolysaccharide induced TNF factor (gene LITAF). Lineage: Eukaryota; Metazoa; Chordata; Mammalia; Primates; Tarsiidae. Gene Ontology annotation, biological process: regulation of cytokine production. The record is from RefSeq and is a predicted model, not a curated record. The transcript is spliced from 3 exons. The coding region runs from base 15 to 494 and encodes 159 amino acids. Gene Ontology annotation, molecular function: zinc ion binding.
UUGCUUUAGGUAAAAUGUCGGUUCCAGGACCUUACCAGGCAGCUGCCGGGCCCUCCUCGGCGCCAUCCGCGCCCCCGUCCUAUGAAGAGACGGUUAACAGCUACUACCCCACACCACCAGCCCCCAUGCCAGGGCCAGCCACGGGGCUCGUGACCGGCCCGGAUGGGAAGGGUGUGAACCCCCCUUCGUACUACACCCAGCCAGUGCCCGUCCCUAAUGCCAAUGCAAUUGCUGUGCAGACGGUCUACGUGCAGCAGCCUGUCUCCUUCUUCGACCGCCCCGUCCAGAUGUGCUGUCCUUCUUGCAGCAAGAUGAUCGUGACACAGCUGUCCUACAACGCCGGGGCCCUGACCUGGCUGUCGUGCGGGAGCCUGUGCCUGCUUGGGUGCAUAGCAGGCUGCUGCUUCAUCCCCUUCUGCGUGGACGCCCUGCAGGACGUGGACCACUACUGUCCCAACUGCAAAGCUCUCCUGGGCACCUACAAGCGCUUGUAGGACACGGCCGGACCGGGAGGGAGCAGGGUGCCACGGGAGGGCCUCUCAGACCCUCAGCUAGCCCACACCUGGUGGAGUUUCUGCUCGUGUGGCCUUGUCUCUCCAGGGGGCCUGCCCUUGUGUCUUCUCUUGGGGGGGAUGUCGCAAAACUAACAAACCUCCAAACCCCAGACACUGCUGCUUGGAGUCGUGCCCGGGACAUGCAAAGACGGUUCCUUGAGUGUUGGCUCAAGGGUUUCCCACCUGCCCGUGACCCUGAGUCACCCCAUCUGACUGUGGGCCUUGCCCAUCUGAAUAUCUUCCUGUGAUUGCCAUCAGCUGGUGCCUUUUCCUGCCUCAGUGGGCCUUACUGGUGGUCUCAAACAGAAGCCAUGGGCUGCCUUAUUUUUGAACUUGGCUGAACCAGCCUUUGGUGCCUACUGUCUUACCCACCUGUCCUCACCCCCCAUGACAAAAAUCUUGCCCUAUAGACUUCAUGGGCUUGGCUUCUCAACUCUGCCACUGCAGACUUGCUUAGCACACAUGCUCGUUUUAAUUCCUUAAUUUUUUCUUAAGUACAAGGAGGGGCUAUGAACACCCACAGACACCCACAGACACACAUCCCUGAGCAUGCCAGAAGAGUCGAGCUGGCUUUGUCUCUGGCUUACCUUCACCUGUUUCUUUGUGCCGAUGCCCAGCCCUGCUUCACGUGAAGGGCGUUUUUUCGUAUAGGGUAAUUGUAGUCACCAUUUUUAUAACCUCCUUCUGGUCUUAAACUCCUUCAAACAUAAUUUUGAACAGGGAAUUUAUAAAACCAUUUUCUGUAACUCUGUGAUUGGUGUCAUUUUCCCAUUUGCCAGUGCACUUUCACUUUUAUUUUUUAAACAGAAAAAGAGAUGGAUUGUUUCCUCCACUGCCUUUGCUUGGGGCUAGUGUAGUUCUUAAAAACCUCCAACAUGGAACCCUCAAAGUGGGGCCUUUUUGGGGGUCCCAGUGGUGGUAGGCUUGGAAAUGUCUAUCUGUGUAUGUCUGGGCACCAUAGUGCUGGAAGGCUCGGGCACCAGAACUUUUUCAAAAGAAUUUAAAGUCCAAUUUUAUUUUUCAAAGACACAAUCUGUUUUACCACAACAGAAGACAUCUCUAGAACUCAGGCUGCAAACCAGAGAGAGUUCUGGGUUGACUGCUGUGUCUUCUUUGAGAUCAAGACAAAGCUGGGCUCAACUAUCAAGACUUCCUGUUUUGACAAUAAAUGGGCACCGGGGACUCAUGUGAAUAAUAUUGUGUAAAAAUAAAACCUAGACCUUGAACGCAAAUCUAUAUAUUGGUUGAAAAUUAUAGUCGUAACCAUUGAUUGACUUUAUUCAUUUGGUGUUCAGAAAAUUUCAGUGAUUUUUUUUUUUUUGGCAAUAAAUAUAGAUACCACAUAGUACUUUGGUGUUAUCUACCUUUAAAAAAUAAAGUAUUUGGUUCACUCAGUGAA